Molecule: messenger RNA, 669 nt
Organism: Striga hermonthica
Lineage: Eukaryota; Viridiplantae; Streptophyta; Magnoliopsida; Lamiales; Orobanchaceae
Source: the annotation of a GenBank genome assembly
AUGGCGGUUCCGGCGAUACGGUUCCCGAUCUUCGCGGCGGCGAGAGUCAUCGGAGUUGCAGUUGCGUUGCUGCUCUUCAUAUGGACUGUGCACUACAGAGGCGGAAUGGCGCUCGUUCACCCUGUGUUGAUGGUGAUCAGCCUUGUGCUUCUCAAUGGCGAAGCCAUGCUAGCGUACAAGACCGUAUCGGGAACAAAAAACUUCAAAAAACUGGUUCACCUUUCACUCCAAUUCCUAGCUUUUGUUCUGAGCGCCAUUGGAAUAUGGGCUGCUUGGAAGUUUCACAUCGAGAAAGGCGUUGACAAUUUCUACAGUCUCCACUCGUGGCUUGGCCUCGCCUGCUUUUUCUUGUUUGCAAUUCAGUGGGGUUCUGGAUUUGUAACCUUUUGGUAUCCUGGAGGAUCGAGAAACAGUCGAACUAGCUUGUUGCCAUGGCACGUGUAUUUCGGCAUUUAUAUCUACUGUUUAGCUGUUGCCACAUGCGCCACUGGUUUUCUCGAGAAGGCCACAUUUAUGCAGAUGCAUCAGAUAAUAACCCGGUAUUCUAAGGAGGCAAUGCUGGUUAACUCGUUAGGCAUGUUGGUUGUGGUUUUGGCUGGUUUCGUUAUUCUUGGGAUUGUCUCGCCCGUUUAUGGAAAGGGGGAUAUUCCUCUCGGUACAAUAGAAUGA